AUGAGACAUUUCCGAUAUGAAGGCGCAACAGGACGCUGGCCACAACGCUUCUCUGCAGAACACAGUUCCUCAUCGUCAAAUCAACUCCGCGAGUACCUACACUUGACACCACUUACUCACCGACAUGGACACCGCUCGGAGACAUAGGCUGACGCAUCUGGCGGACCAUGAGGACGACGAGCACGCCGGGCAGCGGGGUUACAUAAGGGCCACCGACUUUGCGCUGCCCUACGUCUCGCGCGACCUCCUCCGCCAUGUCAACUGCGGCUACCUUUCGACUUGCGGGGUGCCACCCACCUUGUUGGCCCUCAAGCAACGCGCCCAAUCGCUUUGGCUUGGGAAGUACGAACUCAACGACGCCUUCGACUUUCUCGACGACCUGACGGUCCCCUACACCAAUGACGACCUUAGCCACCACAAGCCCCUGGUGGCGCUGGUCAACGAGGCCCGCGGCCGGCACGAAGCCCUCGGCACGACGUACCACUGCUCCCUCGCCGAGCACAAGCCCCGCGAAAAGGGCGAGAAGCAAAAGCUCUACGCCAACCACCACAACCUCAUCAUGCACGCCAACGCCUGUUUGGAGCGCCUCGACCACGAGUUCAGCAGCACCGGCGGCCUGAUGAGCCUGCUCCCCGCCCCAACGCCGACUCCCCCAAUCCUGACCACCACCACCACCACUAGCACCACCACCACUAGCACCACCACCCCCCAAAACGAACCAAACGCCAACUCAGACCUCGACAACGCGCGCAACAGCCUCCUCGGCCAAUGGCUGCACUUCACGCAGUCCCUCGUGGCCCGCAUGCACCACCUGGAGCACGCCUACGGCAACGCGCUUGACGCGCUCGCCGGCGAGGCGGCCGUGCCACACCAGCACCUCUCCUCGCUCGGCCCGGACGCCCGGUCGACGGGGCGCGAGAUCUCCUUCCCGCAGGACCGCUGGGUGCUGGUCAACGCCGGGGACGAUGUCUUCUCGUACGUGCACCAGGUCCUGGACAAGCAGGAGGCGGUCGUGCAGGCCCGCGAGAGGGUGUUUAGGCGGAACGGGACUGUGGGCGACAGGGUGUGGGUGAGUAGUGAUAAUCCCGGGGAAGGGGAGUAUGCGCGCGGGGUGGUGGCGGUGAAUAUUGGGCCGAAUAGUACGCUGUUUGUGCUGCCGGCGUGGGAGCGGCAUCCCGGCGUGGCGUAUACCCGGCAGGUGGAGCUGCGACCGACGGUGGUGGCGUUGGUGCAGCCGCGGUUUCCGGCGCCGGUUAGUGAGCUUGAGAAGAGGUUCAUGGCGCGGAUCAAUGCGGCGCAGAAGACCGAGAUGGAGAAUCUGCGGAUGCAGGAUGAGGUGAACGAGGUUAAGGGGUUGGAUGCGGUCUUGAAGAGUGAGAAUGAGAUGCUGGCCAAGACGAGGGACGCCUUGAUGUUUGCGGCGGGUAAUGGUGAUGGGCUGCAAUGGGCUGAGAAGGUGCAGGAACAACGGGAGAGGGCGGGCAAGGCGGAGAGGGCAGCGAAGGAGGCUAGGAGGGAGAGAGAUGAGGUGUUGAAGAAGAAAGAGAGCCUGCAGGAGGAACUGGAAGAGUUACGACUGGAUCUGGCGAAGCUCAAGGCGGGGGAGGCUCACCUACUCAGGGCCGGUCCUGGGUCGACGCCGAUCAGGGUCCACGCCGCUACCCGGCUGCGGCCUGCUCAUCGGCGGGCUGCAUCUGGCCGGACCGUGCUUGCAUUUGCGGCGCUUAGCAUGGUAGCACCGACAUCUGCCGUACUAACGCUGCCGUACACCCCUACUACCAUCCUCCUACCUCCUGAUGCUGCCGCCGGCAGCGGCAUGGCCUACAUCUUCAACCCGAGCGGCGCCAGCCCAAACGCAGUCGACUUCCUCUCCAUCAAUAUCUCCUCCCUGCACGCUUCCUCUCUUCAGCCAACCAAGAUCACCCCUGACCUCCCAUUUCUCAAUUAUAACGCCGGCAACUGCACCACCUUUGCCCCGUCUAUUCUCCGCAAUGGCACCAUCACCGUCUUCGCGGGUGGCUGCUUCGCCGGCUCAGCCUCCUCACUCUGGACCUACGCCCCUGACGCUCACACAUCAGACGCCCAAUGGACCCGCCACGAAAUAAUCCCGUCCACGGCAUGGGACAACGCACAAAGCGGGCCCUACCACCUCGGCGGCAUGAUCAACUUCUCCCCACAGCUCAGCCCCGUCCUUUCGAAACCUACGCUCUACCUGUACGGCGGCAUGUGCCCCUUCCCCAACUCCUCAACCGACACCUGGCAGACAGAAGCAACCUACUCCAACCGCAUGCUUCGCUUGGCCCCAACCACCUCUUCCACCAGUCACAUCCUAGACUACGCCACACCCAAAGGCCAACAACCCCCGGUCGCCGAAGCAGGCUUCACCCUCACCGAACUCACCCCGUCCCUGACCAACCGCACGUCUGACAACGGCGGGGUGGGACGACCGCUCGUCACGCAGCAGACGAGUCACGUCCUGCUCGGCGGCCACACGCAGAGCGCCUUUGUCAACAUGAGCACCGCCGCCGUCUGGUCACUGCCCGAGGAGACGUGGAGUUUUGUCGCCAUUGCUGCGCCGCCGCCUCCUGGUAGCCGCACUGAUCUUGCCGCUGCUCGUCGGGCUGCUGCGAGCGUGGAUAGCCGGUCUGGGCAUACGGCUGUGCUCAGCGAGGACGGGACGAGGUUGGUGGUGUAUGGCGGGUGGGUUGGGGAUGUGAGAACCGCAGCGCAGCCGCAGCUGGCUGUGGUUCGAGUGGGCGUGGGACUGGAAGAUUGGGAGUGGGAAGUUCCAGAACAGCAGGAGCUGAGUGAACGACCGGGUGUGUAUGGACACGGGGCGGUGGUGCUGCCGGGAAAUGUGAUGAUGGUGUACGGCGGCUUUGAGAUUUCGGCUGAGGGUGGGGAAGUCAAGAGGCGGCAGGUGGCGGCAGGUGGAAACAUGUUUUACAAUAUUACCAGCAUGACCUGGUCGGACGAGUAUGUCAGCCCGCUGCGAGGGGGAAGCGGAGGGGACAGUGGGGACGGUAGCACCGGGGGCGGUAGUACCGGCGGGGGAGGCGGCAAUGAUGGCGGUGACUCUUCAGGGGUAACUGAUGACGGCGCUAGCGACAACCCAGAUGACUCGUCACGGAAGAAGCAGAUUGGUCUGGGGAUAGGACUCGGCGUGGGCCUCCUUGUCGUGGCUAUUCUCGGCGCCUUCGGGUUCCUCUGGUUCCGCCGGCGCCAGAGACGCCGCGCAGCGCGACACAAGACAAUCCGGGACUUGGCCCAGGGUGUCAACGGCUCGCUGCCUCGCGGCAUCGGCGAAGACGACGAGAUGCUCGAGCGAGAUCACGGCUUGGGCAUAUUCCCGUGGACUGCUGCCGCGGCGCGCGAGUGGUAUACGGGUGGUCAUGACCCUUACACGCAAGGGCAGCGCUCGCUGGGCUACGAGACUCUCCGCGGAGGCUCAAGGGCUGGUCCCUCACUCUUCAACAACCGGCCAAGAGGCGCCAAGGGGUUGCACCAGCCGAGCACCAGCACCUACGACUUCAUGCCACUUACCCCCGACGAAGACGAAGACGGUGACCUCGGCAAAGGCUACCCCCUGAGACCGGACAAAAUAGAACGCGAAGAUGACCCAUUCGUUACACCUACCCUUCACACCCCAACCGGAGGCUUGUUCUCGCCGCCAAGCAACCACACCAGCCCGCGAAACUCUUCUCCAACUCUCCCCCCGGCCGCAGAACACCCGUCUCAAGGUGCGGGUGGAGGAGGUGGCGAAGGCCAAGAACAGGACCCAGACGUACAAGGCUGGGUCUCAGAUGUUGAGGCACGGCAGAAGCCGGGAACCACGGCAACAGCAACAGUGACAGGAACAGGCCAAGGCGCAACAGGCCGCGUCUCCCCGGUGCGCCGGGGCCCAGGCUCCACCAAAUCGGCGCGGCAUUCCCUUGUCUCGGCACCCACCGAAUCUUCGGGUUCAACCGAUGACGGCCGCACAGCCAGCAACCUCUCGGAGCGGAGCGACUUCAGUUUCGUGCGCGGCUCGGCGGCCGAGGAUAGAGUCCUCCUCUCGCGGCUGCGCACCACUCUGGCCACCACUUCCACUGCCAAUAACGAAAGGGCGGGAAGCAGCAGCGGAAGCUCCUUCUCCGGCAACAGCUACAGCACGGCGCGUUCCAACCUGAACUUUGCCGCACUACAAGCCGAGGGCCCUAGCCUGCUACUCGGGGGCUCUCCGUCCGGCAGCCCAACCACCAGCAAAUUCAGAGCCAGCGCAGCAAAGGACGUGCAUUAUGAGGAAGAGGAUGAGGAUGACUACGUCCAAGUGCCGGGUAGCCCGAGCAAGAGCAAGCCCCGCCGGAGCUGGUUCGGCAGCCUGAAGCGCGUCUUCAGCGGCGGGACAACGCCCGAAUCGGGGAGCCACGCGAGCGGGGAGAGUCCCACGCGGGAGGGGUUGCUUUGGAGCUCUGAUUACGACGGUGGACGGCUGUACGGUGCGGGCCUGCGGGGUCGGAGACAGCAUCAGCAGCAGCAAGGAAGGAAGGAGUGGUUAGGCGAGGGCGGUGGCGGUGGCGGAGAGGAGGAGGAGGAGUGGGAUCUGGACCUGGAGCGGGCGGCCGAGCAGCGGACGGUGCAGAUCAUGUUUACCGUGCCGAAGGAGCCGUUGAGGGUAGUGAAUGCCGAGGUGGAGAGGGAGGAGAGCGUGUUGAUUGUUGAUCCGGACGACGAGGAGGAGGAGAACAGACAGGGUGGUAGCAGUCACCGGGACGAUCACAACAUGUCAUCUGCGGUGAGAGAUGGGGUUUCAAAUCAGGAGGAUGCUCUCUUGACCCCUCCUCGGCCGGAAACUGCGGCUGAAGACGGAGGGAAAGCUGUAAAGAAGCUUACAACUGCCACGCUGGAGCCGCCUGGGGGGUUAUCGCCCUCUUCAUCGCUGCGGGCUUCCUCCAUCACGUCGGCCACGCUGCACACCGCUGAGACAGUGCGGCUGGAGCGGCCGAAGACGCGGGUCCUGGAAAUAGUGGAGAGCAUAGAGUCUCGGAGUUGGGAGAGCAGUCCGGCCGGGAGCCCGGUGAGGGGCUCAUGAGUUCAUCUGAUCCGGGCUGAGCUUGGGCUGGCCGAUUGAUGUAUGUUCCGUGUUUAGAUUUUCGGGAGUCAGGAGCACGACUCGCAAGGAAUCGAAGCUCAGAUCGAAAGCAACCGCUCAUCGCUUCCUAGUUCGUAUGGCCGGCAACUUGACAAUCUAACGACGGUCUGGAUGUACGCGCUUG
Parathielavia appendiculata is the source of this 5255-nucleotide messenger RNA. RefSeq lists its product as uncharacterized. The transcript has 8 exons. The coding region runs from base 125 to 5071 and encodes 1648 amino acids. The record is from RefSeq and is a predicted model, not a curated record. Lineage: Eukaryota; Fungi; Ascomycota; Sordariomycetes; Sordariales; Chaetomiaceae. Gene Ontology annotation, molecular function: protein binding.